Iphiclides podalirius (scarce swallowtail) is the source of this 780-nucleotide messenger RNA. The record is from the annotation of a GenBank genome assembly. NCBI's taxonomy places the organism in Eukaryota, Metazoa, Arthropoda, Insecta, Lepidoptera, Papilionidae.
AUGACAAAUCCAAAUUAUGGUUUUGAAGAGCCUAAAAACGUCGAAGAACCGCAGGCAGUGCCACAAACAGGAAACCAUAACUUUUGGACCAUUGAAUACUAUCAGAAAUACUUUGAUGUCCAUACCCAUGAGGUGGUAGAAAGGAUUAUUUCAUCCGUUUUACCACAGAAGGUGUCACGUAAUUAUUUUGAUGAAAGGAUCAAGGGAAAACCUGACUUGUACGGACCAAUUUGGAUAUCUGUUACUUUAAUCUUCACAAUUGCGGUGAGCGGCAACAUUGCAAACUAUCUUCAGAGUGCAAACAAGGCAGUGCACUGGCGUUAUGACUUCCACCUGGUGUCAUAUGCAGCGACAGCCAUAGUAUGCUACGUAUGGUUGGUGCCCCUAGCAUUAUGGACGGCACUUAAGUGGACAACGGUACCAGAGGGACAGGACGAAAUUGAGACACAGCAAUCAACUUCACCAACAAUGAUGUCACUGUUUUGUCUCUACGGAUACUCCCUGUCCAUCUACAUCCCGGUGGCAGUUUUCUGGACGAUCCAAGUUUCCUGGUUGCAGUGGCUUUUCGUUCUGAUGGCGGCUUUUGUGUCGGGGGCCGUGCUGAUCUUUUGGCUGCUGCCCGCGUUGAGGAAGUCAAGAUAUUUUCCGAUACUGGUCGGCUCCAUACUGGCAUUCCACUUCCUCCUGGCGGCCGGUUUCAUGCUUUACUUUUUCCACGUACCCGACACUGUUGAAGCAAGUCCGGCCGUAGCGAGCAGUUCGACACUGAAAAGUGUGAAC